Geodia barretti is the source of this 954-nucleotide messenger RNA. The record is from the annotation of a GenBank genome assembly. Lineage: Eukaryota; Metazoa; Porifera; Demospongiae; Tetractinellida; Geodiidae.
AUGCUUACAGACCGCCAAAAGCAUAUCCUCAGGCACAUCGUGAGCGACUAUGUCCACGAUGCAGUUCCUAUAUCAUCGGAGAGCCUCACUCGGAAUCACCGUCUAGGCGUAAGCCCCGCGACGGUGCGUAAUGAGGUCGCCGCGCUUGAAGAGCUUGGAUAUAUCUCGCGUCCGCAUACGUCGGCCGGAAGCGUCCCCGAGGACAAGGCCUAUCGUCUCUAUGUCGAGUCAUUCGUUUCUAACGAAGCCGACAGAGUGCCGUCCCAGACCCGCGCGACAAUCAGCAAUAGGUUCGACGAUGUCCGGGACGACGUUGACCGCUGGGGAAGCGUCGCGGCGACCCUGAUUUCGCAGAUCAUGGGAAACCUGGGCAUCGCCACCUUCCCCAAGACAUCUGUAUCGCGGGUCAGGCACCUGGAGCUGAUCCCCCUACAGGACGUGCUCGCACUGCUCGUCGUCGUGCUGGAGCAGGCCAAACUCAGGAAGCAGCUCCUGCGUUUCGAACUGCCCGUGGACAGGUCUCACCUCGAGUCGAUUUCCACUCGCCUUCGCGGCCAGAUGAUCGGGCUCACUCACGAGGAAAUCGCGGAGCAGGCGGUGGCGCUAACGACACCCGAACGCCAGGCAGUAGACGCUACGAUGCUCAUGCUCCAGGAAGAGGACUCAUCUGGCCACGAUGACCACUACGUCAAUGGUCUGCGCAACCUUCUGGACCAGCCGGAGUUCGUAGAUUACGACAAGGUGAGGCCGAUCAUUCACGGUAUAGAGGACGGCUCUCUGGUCGAAGCCGCACUCGAAGAGGCGCCAGUGGGACAGUUCGUCCGUGUAGUGAUCGGACGGGAGCACCAGGGAGACGUUCUGCGUCCCCUUAAGCGUGGUGAUUUGCAGAUACGGUGUGCCGGGCCACGCGCUCGGAACGCUGGGACUGAUAGGCCCCACACGAAUGGAGUAUGA